Messenger RNA from Ambispora gerdemannii, 310 nucleotides. NCBI's taxonomy places the organism in Eukaryota, Fungi, Glomeromycota, Glomeromycetes, Archaeosporales, Ambisporaceae. The record is from the annotation of a GenBank genome assembly.
AGACAUUGAUUCUUGCGGAUUGAGGGGAUGCAAUUCUGGCUCUAACACAGGUAAUGCUGGUACCGGGGAUGGUGUGGGAGUUGGGGGUAUAAUUACAAACUUCGGGAAUAUAGCUGGUAAUUAUGCGGGCGAUGGUUUCUCUAGCACGGGCUAUCCUAGCUCUGGGAAUGGUGUUUUCUCUAUCACGGGCUAUCCUAGCUCUGGGAAUGGUGUGGGCGAUGGUUUCUCUAUCACGGGCUAUCCUAGCUCUGGGAAUGGUGUGGGCGUUGGGGGUAUAAUUACAAACUUCGGGAAUGUGGCUGGUUCGUGA